CCCUGUCGGGCGCCGUGCGCAGAGCCCGGCCGGGCGCCGCCACAGCCACACCCCCUCGGCGCGGCCGGGCAGCCCAUGGCGUCCUCCGCUCCGCACGGCUCCUCCGGGGCGCUGCCGCCGGAGCCGGGAGGCAGCGGGCGGGCGGCCGGGCAGGAGGAGAAGGAGAAGGGCGAGGCGGCGCCGGCCCGGCUGAAGGAAGCGGCGGGCGCCUCGCUGGCGUCGCUGUGCCUCGGCCCGCCGGGCGGCCGGCUGCUGGAGUGCCUGCUGCUCAACUACCGCCUGCGCCUGGGGCUGGCCCGCGGCCGUGCCGCCGCCGCCGCGGAGGGCUCGGGGGCUGCCGAGGGGCCGCUGCGCUGCUGCGGCUGCCGCCGCUUCCUGGGCGAGCCGGUGACGGUGCCGUGCGGGCACACCUACUGCCGCCGCUGCCUGCGCAGGGAGCUGCGGGCGCGCUGCCGCCGCUGCCGGGCUCGGCUGGUGCCGGGGGCCCCGGCGCGGCCCAGCGUGGUGCUGAGCCAGCUGGCCGAGAAGUGGUUCCCGGCGGAGUGCGAGCGGGCCCGGGCCGGCAGCCGGCUGGAGGAGCUGCUGGCGCAGGGCCGCUUCCGAGAGGCGCUGGGCGCCGCCGGGCAGGCGCUGCGGGCAGAUUCCAGUAACCUGAUGCUAAGAAUUUAUAGAGCUGAGUCAUAUGCUGGCCUCCAAGAGUAUAAAACAGCCAUAGAAGAUCUAAAUUUUGUUAUUUCUAAAAUGCCAAGUUGGCCAGAGGUCUACUUCCGGAAAGGAAAAGUGCUGCAUGACUCUGGCUUUGUAGGUGAUGCCUUACAACUGUUUCUACAGUGCUUAGCCCUUGAUGAGGACUUUCUUCCAGCCAAGCUUGAAGUAGAAAGGACACUGUGUGAUGUGCUGUCACCUGAGAAGUUAGGAGAGAGCCUGAAGGAGUCUGCUUGGAAUUCACCACAUAUUCGAAAUAAACCUUUUAUACUUGGUUCUGAGGUGGCAGAGUCUCAAUGCAAUUUGCAACUUUGUCCUGAGCAGAGUUUAGGAGGAUCAGAAGUACUGGAGCCUGUCAGUGGAAGCCUAAAUCGGGCACAAUCUGCCCAUGCUCUUAACUCACCGAAAGACCUCGCCAAGGAAGAUGUCUUAAAGAGAGUAUCUUCUGAACCCCUUCUUUCUGGUCAAGAAAAAGGUGCUUUGUUGAAAAGAAAGCUUUCCUUUUCAGAACAGGAUACAGUUGUAAGUGAAGAUGGAAGAAACAAGCACAAAAAGCAAGGAGAAAGUACAAAAAGGGAUACGACACUGGCUUAUGGAACAAUUCCAGGGAAUUUGAUUGAUGUAUCAGAUUUUGAGUGCUCUCUAUGUAUGAGGCUGUUCUUUGAGCCAGUGACAACCCCUUGUGGGCACACUUUUUGCAAAGGCUGCUUGGAACGGUGCUUAGAUCAUGCUCCUCAGUGUCCACUCUGUAAGGAGAGUUUGAAAGAGUACCUGGCAAGCAGAAGAUAUUGCAUCACAGAACUGCUGGAGGAAUUAAUAAUGAAAUAUUUGUCUGAUGAAUUAUAUGAGAGAAAAAGAAUUCAUGCUGAAGAAACUGCUGAACACUCAAACUUGACCAAGAAUGUUCCGAUGUUUGUUUGCACUAUGGCAUAUCCUACUGUGCCUUGCCCUCUACAUGUAUUUGAGCCAAGAUAUCGACUAAUGAUUCGCAGAAGUAUGGAAACUGGGACAAAACAGUUUGGGAUGUGUAUAAGUGAUUCUCAAAAUGGUUUUGCAGAUUAUGGAUGCAUGCUGCAAAUUAGGAAUGUUCAUUUUCUACCUGAUGGGCGGUCUGUUGUCGAUACUGUUGGUGGAAAGAGAUUUCGAGUUUUACGGAGAGGGAUGAAAGAUGGUUAUUGCACUGCAGACAUUGAGUAUUUGGAAGAUGUUAAGGUUGUUGAUGAAAAAGAACUAAAGAAACUGAGAGAACUUCAUAAUUUUGUUUACAAUCAGGCCUGUAAUUGGUUCCAAAACCUAAGAAACAAAUUCCGCACUCAAAUUCUUCAGCACUUUGGGCCAAUGCCUGACAGGGAGGAAAAUAUACAGGCAAUGCCCAAUGGCCCUGCUUGGUGUUGGUGGCUUCUAGCGGUUCUCCCAGUAGACCCCAGAUAUCAGCUGUCAGUUCUCUCUAUGAUGUCUUUAAAAGACCGUCUGAUAAAAAUCCAGCAUAUACUCACCUAUUUUUCUAGAGACCAGUCCAAGUGACUAACCGCCUGGGUCUUCCUGAAAAGAUACUCCGUUCUGGUUGUAGUUGCAGCUGGAAUUUUUGCUGCCUUUGCACAUCUAGCACUGGUUUGAGAAGUGUAAUGGAACUGCUUUUUCUCUCCUUCCUGCCCUCCCAACUUCCUGAACCAUGUGGUUCUUUGAAUGCACACUUUCUUCAACUACGAGAGAAGACCACUGAUGAUUGCACAAAGUCAAUCCAGCUAGAUAUGUUUUUCACGUUGUCUAUGUUACAAUUUGCACUAUGUAGAGGAGAACAUUUUUGAGACUUGAUAAUUUUAGCCACUGACUUUUUAAAGCUGUGGUAAGUGCAGGACUUAAGGCUGACAGUCCAAGUUUACAACAUUGAAGAGGUAUUAAAGGUUUUGCAAAUAAGUUUGCCUCAUACAACUGUUCUUUUGCUGUUUGCACAAAGAUUUGAAAUAUAGUAUUGAAUGUCACUGUUGGAUAUUACUACUCUUGGUGAUUUAUCUUGACUACGAACAUGGCACAGACUUCUAAGUUAUCCUGUAAAUGUAUGCAUCACAAAACAGGUGACAUUAUGAACUGUAUGCUGAACUGAGAGCCAAUUUUAAGGAACAAAUGCAAAAAAAAAAAAAGGUACUUGUCUAAAAAUACUUAAACUGUGAAUAUGGUUUACAUACCUAGGCCUGUACAUGUUAAAGAAGAACUGAAAACUAAAUGCUAGUACCAGUUACAUUUCUACUGGGCUUUUCAGGCUGGCUGUUCUUCCAGAGCACACACUUAGUUUAUAGAGCUUACAAGAAGAAAUCUUAGAGUGUGCGUGUGUGUGUAUUGGGGAUUGUGUGUCCAGGAUUUAAAAGCUUAAAGUUUUAUUUGAACUUUAGUUGGUGCAAAUGUGAGUUCUAUGCCUUAUAUCAACAGUAGAGCACACUGCAGUGGCAAAGUAAGCAUCAUGCUGCCAAUAGGUACUUUUUGUAAUUAAAGGUUUGCAUAUUUGUGAAUAUGUCUGAUACUGGCUUUCUUGUAUGUAAAUGAUUUGUAAAAUAUUUCUUAAAUCUUGCUUUUGCUAAUAUAUUUAAUUUUCAAUAAAAGCUAAAAGUUUGUAAUAUUUUAACUUUA
Messenger RNA from Anas platyrhynchos (mallard), 3330 nucleotides. RefSeq names its product LON peptidase N-terminal domain and ring finger 1 (gene LONRF1). The record is from RefSeq and is a predicted model, not a curated record. Gene Ontology annotation, molecular function: protein binding; ubiquitin protein ligase activity. NCBI's taxonomy places the organism in Eukaryota, Metazoa, Chordata, Aves, Anseriformes, Anatidae.